UGAUCAAUGCUCAAGAAUAAAAGGACUAUGUUGUCUAUCGGAUCACCUCCCUCUCACAUAGACUGAACCGAAAAUGCUGAGGAAGGCGAUGGGUCAUGUCACAGCGGCCAAGGAUGGAGGUGGGAAUUGAAGCUUUGAAUAUGUUAGCCAUGGGUAUUUGAGGCAUUCGUCGUGUCUUCGUCUCUAAGAUUGUUGGUGAAUGCAUUGGGCUCAGGUUGAUUUCCUUGAGGUAAUUUCUUUUAAUUUUUAUGAACAUCAGGAGAUAAUUUAGCCUUCUUUUUCUCAUGUCACUUUUCCCCCACUAACUUUGGAUUCCUCGUGAAUUUUGAUUUCACCUUCUGUAUUUUCUUUUGAUAAGGAAUAUCCUUUUUUGUUACGUUUGGAUGUUUUGGAGAGGUGGAAAGACUUUCAAUAGUUUUGUUUUAAGAGCAUUGCUUUUAGGUGUCAGACGUAAAAUUAUGUUCAUCAACACUACAUGAAGUCAUAUGUGAUUAUUAUAUAUAUACUUAAUUCUAUGGGUGUUUCUUAAGAAUUUUUAUUCAUUGUCAAGUUUGUAUUACAUGCAUAUGCAAUACGAAAAUUGGGUUAAAAAGGUAAUGAAAUAUACUAUUUACCAGGAUUAUUGGAUGAAGAUGGGUUCUUUCUUAUUUCUUUGCAGUGAUGUUUACUGCAAUGACUUCAAGUGACUUUGCUUCCCUGAUCAAGGGUCGCAAGCUUGAUCCAGGACUGCUGAAGAGGUUGAAUGUUGCAAUGUUAGCUAUUAACCAACUUAUUGAAGUUGCAGAUGAGAAACAGCUCAUAGACGAUGCCAUUAGAAGCUGGGUUGCUGAGCUUAAAGAUGCUGCCUAUGAUGCUGAUGACUUUAUUGAUGAGCUUGGUUAUGAAGCCAUUCGAGCUGAGGCUGAAGCUGCAUCACAAACUGCCACAGGGAAGAUGUUGAGCUUUUUCUCCUAUCGUAAUCCUUUCAAGGAUGGAAUUAAUGGAAAGCUGAAGAAGCUUCUUGAGAGGCUUGAUGGCCUGAUAAAGUUAAAGAACACGCAUGGGUUGGAUGUGGAUACCGGGAACAAAGUAUUGACUACAAAACCUCCUACCACUUCUCUUGCCCUUGAAUCUUGUAUUUAUGGGAGGGAGGCUGAUAAGGAAACUAUUAUGAAUUUACUUCUCUCUAAUGAUCGAAGUAGUGAUGAUUUGGGCGUCAUUACAAUUGUUGGAACAGGUGGUGUGGGUAAAACCACGCUUGCAAAGUUGAUGUACAAUGAUAGUAAGGUUCAAGAGCAUUUCCAAGUAAGUGCUUGGAUUUGUGUCUCGGAAGAAUUUGAUGUCAACAAAAUAACAAAAGACAUACUUGAAGAGCUUAGCGGAAAGGCUUCUGAUAAUCGUACUUUACAUCAGCUACAAAUUGAGUUAAGAGGUCGAUUGACACAAAAGAAGUUCUUGCUCAUUCUAGAUGAUGUUUGGAAUGAGAGUGAUCGUGAAUGGGAUUUGCUACAAACACCUCUCAAGUAUGGUGCAAAGGGAAGUAAGAUUAUUGCUACGACACGACAUUUAAAUGUAGCGUCAGUCAUGUCAACCACUGACACAUAUCAUCUUAACCCAUUAACAAGUGAUGAUUGUUGGAUGAUAUUCUCAAGCUGUGCAUCUCUGGAUGGAAAUUUAAUUGCACGUCCAGAGUUGGAAACUGUCGGCAGACAAUUAGUUGAGAAAUGCCAGGGUCUACCUUUGGCUGCAAGAACCUUAGGAGCUCUCCUACACACCGAACAAGAUGUAGAGAAAUGGGAGAAGAUAUUGAAGAGUAACCUAUGGGAUCUACAUGAUGAGAUUCUUCCAGCUCUUAUAUUGAGCUAUCAAUAUCUUCCAUCAUACUUGAAACAAUGCUUUGCUUAUUGUGCAAUUUUCCCGAAGGAUUAUAGAUUUCAAAAGGAAGAACUAGUUCUCUUAUGGAUGUCUGAAGGUUUCAUAAGUGCACCCGAGGUCGAGAAAGAGUUUGAGGAAAUAGCUUCCGAGUACUUCGAUCAACUUGUAUCAAGGUCAUUCUUUCAACAAUCAAGUGGGAUGGCUACUUGUUUUACUAUGCAUGGCCUAAUUCAUGAUUUAUCUGAAUAUGUAUCUGGCGAAUUUUGCUUCCAACUUGAUGGCAAUGAUUUAUCAAAGAUCACUACAAGGACUCGUCACUUAAGGUACGCAAGAACAACUAAAGAUGCUUCUAGAAAAAUUGAGGACAUCUACAGAGCUCGAGUUUUACGCACCUUCUUUUCAUCAAAGGCAAUAUGGUGGAAUGUUGAUUAUAAAUCCAUUGACAAUGAUGUAAUUAAUGGUCUCUUGAGUACACUAAGCAACUUACGCGUACUAUCUUUUUACGGAUACAAAGUAGUUGAGUUGCCUAAUUCAAUUGGUAACUUGAAGCACUUACGUUAUCUAAAUCUCUCCCUGACUUGUAUAAAGGAGUUGCCUGCAAUGAUUUGCACCCUUUAUAAUCUGCAGAUUUUGAUUAUGCAAUCUUGCAAAGAACUUGAAGUAUUGCCUGACUCAAUCGGUAAGUUGAAGCAAUUGCAACAUUUAGAUCUCUGUCAAACAGCAAUUGGAAGGUUGCCAGACUCCGUGGUGUUGUUGACCAACUUGUAUCAUCUUGACCUUACAGAGACAAAACUACAAGAGAUGCCAUUGCAAAUUGGAAAACUGACAAAACUUCAAAGUUUAACUGAUUUUUUUGUGGGAAAGCGCAGUGGCUCUAGCAUUAAGGACUUGGAGGAGCUCCAUCACCUCCGAGAAACACUUCGUAUUUGGAAUCUUCAAAACGUUGUAGAUUCGGCAGACACAUUUGGAUCUCCUUUGAAGAGUAAGAAGGACCUUAAAAGGUUGGAGUUAAGAUGGGAUGGGGACGCUGAUGACUCAUCGCAUGAAGUAAUGCUAAUGGAGAAGUUGCAACCAUAUGUCCAGUUGAGUAGCUUGAAUAUUGAUGGUUAUAGAGGAACAACAUUUCCAGUAUGGGUUGGGGAUUCUGCAUUCACACAUAUAGUCACCAUGGAACUUGCUGGAUGUAAGAACUGUUAUUGCCUACCCUCACUUGGUCAGUUGGUGUCUUUAGAAAAGCUAUCUAUCAAAGCAUUUGACAGCCUCCGAACUAUUGGUGAGGAGCUUUAUGUGAGCACCACAUCUACAGAGAAUCCAUUUAGAUCCCUUAAAACUUUGGAGUUUGAGGACAUGCCGGAAUGGGAAGAAUUGACUCCUUUUGUGGCAGAAAAUGUUGGUGAUACUUUUCCUCUCCUAGAACAGCUUUACUUGACUAAUUGCCCAAAACUGAGGCAAACAGUGUCGAGCCAUCUUCCCUCGCUAGAGACACUUAGGAUCAGAGAUUGUCAGCUACUCAGGAUACCUUCACUUCCUAGCAAAUCUGUUGUCUUUAAAAUGGAAUUGAGGGACAUGUCACGUUCGUUGAUGCUAGAGACGUCGACAGAUGGGAUGCAUUCAGUUCGCAUCACUGGGUAUGGCUCCCAGUACACAGGAAUCAAUGAGAUGGAGCCAAUUAACUGUCUUUCGAAUACUUUAGAAGAAAUUGACAUUGAAAAAUGUCCGUCACUUAAAUGCUUCCCGCUGGAGUUGUUCCCAAAAUUGAAAAGUCUUUCUAUAAAGAAUUGUGAAAGUCUAGAAUCCUUAUGUAAUGAGGAGGAAAUUCCCGAGGAUUUGGAUUCUUUGACUUCUGUGAGAAUUUCAGAGUGUCCCAAAUUAGUAUCAUUUCCCAAAGGAGGAUUACCCGCCCGUAAUUUGAAUGAUCUUGCUUUGUUAACUUGCUCAACUCUAACAUGUCUACCAGAUUCUAUGGACUCACACCUUCCUUCCCUUAUGGAGUUAACAGUGGGCCAAUGUCCUGAAAUUGAGUGUUUUCCAGAAGGUGGGUUGCCGUCCAAAUUGCAAAUACUGAACAUUUGUGCCUGUGAUAAACUCGUAGCUGGGCACAUGCAGUGGAACUUACAGUCACUCCCCUCUCUUUUGUACUUCAGUAUUGAUUCCAACAAAGAACUAGAAUCUUUCCCGGAGGAGACACUGCUCCCUUGCACCCUCACCACUCUUGGGAUUUUGAGCAUCCAAAAUUUAAAAUCUUUGGAUGAACAGGGGAUCCAACAGUUGAGUGCUCUUAAAGAGUUGAAGAUCAGUGCUUGUCCGAAUUUGGAAUCUUUUCCCAUUGGGGAUUUGCUACCCACGUUAGAAUCACUCGAGAUAAUUAGUUGUGACAAACUUGUAUCCGGUCGAUCACAAUGGAAUUUACAGGCAAUCACAUCUCUAUUGCAGUUGAAGUUUUAUGAAAAUGAUGAAGUGGAAUCACUUACAAGGGAGAUGAUGUUACCAUCCUCACUAGUCUCUCUUGAGAUCCGAGAUCUGUAUAGCUUGAAAUCAUUGGAAGGCCUUCAACAACUUACUUCUCUUAGAGAUUUGAAGAUUUAUCGUUGCCCCGAUCUUAUGGCCAUUCCAGAAGAGGGCCUUCCAUCAUCACUCUCUUCCAUGUCGAUCCUUCGUUGUCCAUUCCUUGAGCAAAGGUGUCAACAGGACAAAGGUGAAGAUUGGAGCAAGAUUUCCCACAUUCCAAACUUAGAAAUUGGUCACUAUAACAUAUAAGAAACUUGCCUCAAGAUUCCCAUGUUUUUCUUAAUCAUGCAAAAGGCUAAGGUAUUUUUCAUUAAACAUAUCUUCUACAUAUUUGAUGCACCUAACUCGAUUUUUUCUAGUCAUUUUCAACAACCUAGGGUUACUAUUUCAAUGUUAAUAUGAAUACUUUUGAUUAUUAAUUUAAUUGUAGAUUUGGGUUUGAACUGCUUAUAGGUUUGUGAUGAAUGGAGAUUUCCGUCACACUUCUGAAGCAUAUGCAUGUUGGAUGACUACGUAAUGAAAGUCAUAUGAACAACUAGGAACCCACUAAACUCAGCUGUUUGGCCCGAGUACUCGUUCCUUGGAAGUAAUUGGUUUGUGCAAUGGGAUAAAAAAAAAGUAAUUUCUUGAUCCUAACGGUAAUACCAGUACUUGAGAAAUGAAAUGAAGAGCACGCGCCUCAUCGAUUAUUUAUCUUUCAAUGACAAGGGCUAGAACUGUAAAAAUAUCCAAAAUCUUUGAACAUGGCUGGUAAAAAUCAUUUUUCACGAACCCAUAUCCUUUGAGGAAGAGGCUUCAACUUUGUUAAAUUUUCAGGUAAUAGAAAUUAUGUUAUUGUUUAUUUUUUUCUAUCUUACAAACAAAUCUUUUGUGGGUAUCAUGCAUAAUUUCAGUUACUGGUUCUAAUGAAAUUUGAGGUAGGUUAGUGUGUAUGUAGAAUUUCAAUAAUACUUCACUCCCAGAUUCACUAGAAGUCCUAUUUUUAUUGGCAAUUAGGAAAGAGAGGAAGGAUUAGCAUUUCAAUUUUGAUAGACUCCAUACAGCAUGUUCGAAAUUGGAUUAUGUGGACAUAGUCUCCAACCUUAUCUUGACGCGAGCUCCAUUUGGUAUGCACUAAUACUCUUGCUUAUCAUCUUUCAAAAUCCUUCCAUAAAAUCUACCCAUCCAUGAUUCCUUUAAUAUUUGUACUUAAAAUCACAAGUCGAUUAGAGGGAGAGGACAGAUUUGUUACCAAAGAAAUAUGCAAGCACUAAAGUGAUAUAAUAGCCUUGUACCAUCUUUUUCGUUCUAAAGUCAGAAAUGCUUAGACAACAAAGCUUGUCUGAGUUACUUUUGUGAUGUUUAAUACUCACUUGUGUAGAUGGGCGGUGACAUAACAAGAUGAAGAAAAAAUGAACAAGUUUAAACUCUGGAACUUCAAUUGGCUGAAUUUAACUUGUUCAUGUUAUGAACUAGUUUAGUUGGCUACUUACAUGCAAUGUUUUCCGAACUAUAAAUUCGUCGAUAAAUGUAAUUGAACUCCAAACUAUACACGGUUUCUUCAUUAGCGGUCUGCAAAUAAAUUAAAAUGUAAUUGUAGUGGUUUCAUGCUUAUAUGUAUGUGGACAAAACUUAAGCUAAGAUCUCAGGUCUAAUGAAAUGAAACUGAGAUC
Molecule: messenger RNA, 6014 nt
Organism: Linum trigynum
Lineage: Eukaryota; Viridiplantae; Streptophyta; Magnoliopsida; Malpighiales; Linaceae
Source: the annotation of a GenBank genome assembly